Messenger RNA from Passer domesticus (house sparrow), 5545 nucleotides. It is a transcript of the gene SCFD2, whose product is annotated as sec1 family domain containing 2. The coding region runs from base 35 to 1987 and encodes 650 amino acids. The record is from RefSeq and is a predicted model, not a curated record. Gene Ontology annotation, biological process: vesicle-mediated transport; intracellular protein transport. NCBI's taxonomy places the organism in Eukaryota, Metazoa, Chordata, Aves, Passeriformes, Passeridae. The transcript has 9 exons.
CCGGCACGUGCGGCGUGUUGUGGCUGUCGGCGCCAUGGCGGUGCCGGAGGUGCUGCGGCAGCUGAGCCGCCGAGCCUGGGAGCCCGCGCUGGCCCGGGCGCACCGCGCCGCCGUGCUCAUGGACGCGCCCUCCGCCGAGGCGCUGCACUGGGCCGGCGGGGCGGGCGAGCUGCUGGCGGCCGGGGCGCUGGCUGUCAGCGCGCUGUCCGCCGAGGCGGCGGUGCCGGCGGGGGCGGCCCGCGUCGUGUUCGUGGUGAGCGGGACGCUGCGGGGCGGCGCGGCGGCCGCGGUGCGCGGCGCGCUGGAGCGGGGCGCCGUGCGGCGCUGCGUGCUGCUGUGCGGAGACGAGGCGGAGGGCGGCGGGGCGGCGGAGCUGGAGGAGACCUUGCGGCGGUGGAUGGGCGAGGGCGGCUGCGCCGAGGUGGUGCUGCGGGGCCCGCCGCUCCUGGCGCCCGUCUCGGCGGAGCUGUGCCUGCUGCCCGCCCUGGCAGCGCUCCUCCCGCCGCUGCGCGGCCCCGGCGGCCCCGGCUCCGCUGAGGUCGGGCUGGGUGCGCUGUCUGCUGAGCUGCGGGCGGCGGUGCGGGCCCUGGUGGGCGAGCUGGACUCUCUCUUCGCCGCCCUGGGCCUGCGGGAGGAGAGCUUCGCUGUGGGGGCCCUCAGCAGGGUCGUCGCCGCUGAGCUGGCAAGCUACGCCUCAGCCAGAAACAGGAGGAGGACAGCCACCAACAAGGCCUCUGUCAUCUUCGUGGACAGGACGUUGGACCUCGCUGGAGCAGUUGGUCAUCAUGGCGACAAUCUUGCAGAGAAGAUUCUUUCUGUGCUUCCUAAACUUCCUGGCCACAAGACUGAUGUAAUGGUUAACAUGGUGGAACUUACAGCUCUGCAGACUACAGAUGAAACUUGCAGUAUUAUAGCACCUGGCUGCUUAGCACAACCAAAUGAUCCAGCUGCCAAAGCUCUGUGGGAGUCCUUCAUGAACCUCAAACAAAAGGAAGCUGUGAUGGAGGCCAGGAGACACCUUGUGGAGGCUGCAAGCAGAGAAAAUUUACCUAUUAAGAUGAGCAUGGGCAGAGUCACCCCUGAACAGCUCAGCUCAUACAUACAGCUUUUCCGAAACAAUCUCAAAGCUUUGGAGAACCACUGUGGUCUUCUACAGCUUGUGCUGGCCACAGUCCAGACUUUGAAACACCCCCAGACUUCCAAAUGGGACAAUUUCCUUGCCUUUGAGAGAUUACUUCUGCAGACUAUUGGCGAGUCAGAAAUGCCCAGUGUUUUGAACCAGUUAUUGCCAAUGAUCAAGUCUUACAACGAAAGGACAAAAGAUGAUUAUGCCUGUGAGGACUUCCUUGUUUUGCUGAUAUACAUAUAUUCUGUGGUUGGAGAAAUCAAAUGUGGAAAAGAGCUUGACACAGCUGAAGAAAAGGUGAAAAGGGCCCUUGUCAAGGCAAUUUGUGAUGAGCCAGAGCCUUCUCCUUUGUUGCAGAAAAUUACAGGCUGUGACUCAUCACUGAACCUGACAUCUCAGAAAGCCACAGAUGCAGUGGACGGCAUCUUCCAGUCCCUCAGGGAUAUUGCCAGAGUCAGAAUGCACAUGAAACAGUUCCAUUCCAUACAUAAUCCAGGCAGCAACACCCACCAGGCUUCUUACAAACCUCUGCUGAAACAGGUGGUGGAAGAGGUCUGUAACCCCGAUCGGCCCGAUCCUGUUGAUAUUGAGCAUAUUUCAUCAGGCCUCACUGAUCUCCUUAAAACUGGAUUCAGCAUGUUCAUGAAGGUGAAUCGCCCUCAUCCUGGUGAUCAUCCUCUUCUGAUCAUCUUUAUGGUUGGAGGAGUGUCAGUCUCCGAGGUCAAAAUGGUGAAGGAUUUGGUAGCAACACGCAAACCUGGUACCCAGGUAAUUGUGCUCUCCUCUGUACUCCUGACACCACACAGUGCUGUUGAGUUGUUGUUUGCCUCAGACUGUCUCCAGCCUGACGCUCGUAUCUGACAGGGGAGGCUGUGGAGAAGAUGAGUGCCUUGCCUGGAAACAUCAAAUCCCUGCUCUGUCACUCUUCUCAAUAGCCCUCCAAAAACUGACGUCAACUGCUGCAAUUCCAGGUGAAUCUGGCUGCAAGGGAACACCUGCAGCUCAUGGGCAGCUCUUCCAAAUGGUCCCAUUGUCUGACCAAACCUCCCCUCCUUGACGAUGGCACUGUGCAGUGCUGCAUCACUCCCAGCCUCACUCAGCGUGGUGAGGGUGAUUGUUAGUAAUAAUUCCCUAGCAAAGGAGCAGCUGAGAGCCAGGUGAUGCAUAAUUUGCACCCCCUAAGCAGAAUCAUUUCUUCUGAUGGUUUUGCUGGGCUUGCUGGUGGGAAAUGUUGCUGAGGGAGUGAGAGGCUAGCAAAAUCCACCCUCUGUCAUGCAACUUUGCAAAAUGUGUGCCUUAUACAAUGUUGACAGCCUCUGCUCUUACUUUGUCCCUCACUCCAGAGAGAUCAUGGAACACAGCCCUGAUUUAGCUGGCACAGCAGCUCCCAGCCUGGCGAUGCUCUUUCAGCAGGACUGGUAGAGGCAGGGAAGCAGAGCCAGACUCAAGGGCUGGGUUACAUGGCUGCUUCCCUCUCAGCUUUCCAUUUCCUGCUCUAGUUUCUCCACCCACAGUCCCAGAAGAAAAGACAGGCCAUAUGGGCUGUGAUGGUUUGAUGAUAACCCCAAAAGAAUCCUCCCCUCACAUGCAUUUAAAAAAGAAAGAAAAAAAAAAAAAAGGGCAUGAUCCCAUUUUCAAGAGGCUGCAGCACAGAUUCUUUCUUGAGCUAGAUUUCUGAAGAGCAUGAUUAGAAAACAGCUAUUAUUUUUAAUUUAUGAUCAUGAAAUAGCUGCAAUCAAAUUCAGUUAUGUAAUUUUUCUUUAUAAAACUUUGCUAAAAAUCUGUGAUGAAAGACCAGCAGCCAGUAGAGAUUUUAAUUGCAUAUAGCACCAAGAUUUCCAAAUUGCAACAUGAAAUGGUGGAGCUCUAAAGCUGCAUCCUCUUACUUCAUCCAAGUAAUGCUACAACUACAGCUUAUGCUGAGAUGAGAAUGUGAAAUUAAGUGAUAUUCACUCUACCAUAGCAUUCUUUAUUAUGCCAAAGGAGUAGAUUAAAUGGGAAGUAGUUUUUUAAAUUUUGUUCACUAGCUAGCAUUAGUUCUCCUAAAUGUUUAUAAUGGUCUUCAGAAAAGGGUGCAUUUUGGUUUAAGUUCAGUUUUGAGUGGCUGGAAGGAAACAAUGGACUGCUUAUAAAGCAUGGACAAUGUCGCCUCUAUGGAGGAGAAAUUUAUAAGAAGGACUAUAGAAUGGAACUUUGUGCUAUAAAAAAUGAGAAAUGCUAUGAGAUUGCAAUAUUAAAAGCUCAAGGAAUAGUUUGAAUAGAGCAACUGGAAAGCAAGUAGCUGGUCUCCUGGUUUUUCUGUCAUUCUGUACUGUUCAAUCUUUCUUAGGAUAUGGUUGUUUCAGAAAUUCUGUAAUCAAUAAAAGUGCAUAUUCCUGCAGUUCCUUUUACUUUUGCAUUAUUUGACUGCCCCUAGGAAUCUAAACCAUCUGUCUUGGUCUUAGAGCAUUUCCUAAACUGUGCUUAUAGCAGAAAGGCUUGCCUAUGUUCAGUGGCCAUUGCUGAGCUCAGGUACUCACACCUCCGAGAUGCUGCUGCUUUCCUGAGCUGAUGAAGGAUGCUGGUGCUGGUUGACAGUGUGGUCACUCCCUCACCUCUCUUCCAUCAAAUGCCCUCAGGUCUCUGACCUGGCCAUCUAAAGCCCUACUGUAUUGAGAAGGCAGGGGUGAGUCUAGGCAGACACCGGUGAUCGUGCACUUCCUCUGGGUCAAGUAGCUCCUUUGGCUGAGACAGACACCAGCUUUCCAGGCCCACACACACUUUGGAGGAAUCUUCUCAGCCUGUGGGGCCACAGCUGUGGUAAUUGAUGCUACUUAUGGACCAAAAGUACAGUGGAGUCUUUCCAGUGGCCCUAGUGCAAUAGUAAGCUUAUUUGUAGGAAAUAGCUGUAGUAGCUACACGGACCCUGUGCUUGGGGAAAAGGUCAAGGGAUGAGGGAUGGCCUGCAGUCCCAUGUGAGUAGAAACAGUACAGAAGAAAGUUGCAUUGGCAGGUGCAAGACCAUAUCAAAGAGUGUCCAAGUCCUCUGCCUGCAACACCAAGCAAUACUCAGAGGGCAAAAAGAAGAGAAAAUAUAAAGCUACUCUUGGGAAAUUUAUUUACUUCUCUCUUAAUAAGCUAAGCACUAUUUGGUAUAAGCUCAGAGUGGAAGGGGAAACUCAAGUUUUGUUUGCAACUCCAAUCCUAAAUCACUUGGCUAGUAACUCGUGGUGCAGAAGAUUAUCAUCAGUGGGACCCUGUCAGAGUUUCCCUGCAUCACUUACUGCAGCUGUGUGCUAACAAGGUGAGCCUGUACAGCCAUCAGCCUAGCACCAGCACAAACAUCCUCCUCAGGAAGGCUUUUAGUAAAGCUACUUUAAACAUGAAAAAGGUAGUCCUCCAAUUGGAUUAAGUUCUUCAUGGUGAUACAGCUCUCAAAACAUAAAUACUUUUUUUAAAGAAAGUGGCAAUCACAUAGAGUUCAUGUUCUUCUAGGUUUUGACCUACCUCAGGCUAUUCCUUUCUCACUAAAGACCAAAGUAUUUUUGACAAGUGGAAAUGAAGAAUCCCAUUUUAAUUUGAAAGGUCUUUGCCUUAUUCAGUUCCUCUCCUACAAGAAUUUCUUAAAAGGAAGUUGUAAAGCACUUGUGAGAGAAAAACCCCUGUGGUUUAUGCUAAUAAAGCAACAGCACAGGCAGGAAAGGACACCUUGCUGUUUCUGCAGUAUAUGUUAACUACCUUAAGAAAGCUAUUACUUUGUCUCAACAUUUCACUGGUUGUUACUCCUUGUUUCUCACCCCCAAAGAACACACAAGGAAACAUGCAAUUCAAAAAUUUAAUGUUGUAACCAGGCAGUACGAAUGAAAAGUCCACUCCCUAGGAGGAGUAACUGUACACAAAAUAAAUAAGUUACAGUUUAAACAAAAGCACAACUGGCUUUUUAAAGUGCAUGUGUAUAAGGCCCUUAGGCUCUGAACUCCAUUGGUUCAAUAUUAAAAAAAUUAAGUAUUUAUAUAAAAUCUGCCAUAUGUUUAAGAAUGAAGAGGGCCUGGCUCAGCUCAGAGCAAGCCAUCAGCUUCAUUGCCUGGAGCCAGCCACACUUCACACCUUUUGUUCUUUUUGCACCUACAGCACACAAGAGAGAAAAAAAAAGGAGGUCUUAAAGGGCAUCCGUAUUAGACUAUCACUCCACACACAUUUCUCAGAAGCUCCAUGUUGGAUCAUUUAGUCUGGAAAGUACAUUUUAAAACAGUAGAAGAGUUGUUUGUAAUUAGAUAUGUUUACACCCUGUGGACAAUAGCUUUGCAUACAAAGAGUAAAGUCAAGUUGUCAGCAAUAACACGGCUAGUAAAAAAUAAAGACCAUUGUUUACAGUCUUGAUGCUCAGUCCUGUCCACUUAUUUUACACUUAUUUUUACAGAACCAUUUGAUGUUUGCUUG